AUGCUGUCACAGCUCCACCACCACAGCCAUAGAGACCAGCUCAUUCCUAUGCAGAUGGCAGAUAUGUUUUUGGUUGUUGGUGGGGACCUGCAUGCACAGUGUAUUCCACCUUGGCAUCAGUGCACCAUGCAGAGCUGCUUAGUGUGUAGAGAUGCCUUCACAGCUCCACCACCACAUGUACAGAAACCAGAUCCUUGCCAAGUUGAAGGCAGGUUGCUGUGGGGAGCUGCGUGUGCAGUGUGUGCAAUCCUGGCUGCCGUGCUGAGCCAGCUGGCGUUGGAGAGGUAUCGCCACAGCCCCACCAUCACUUCUGUAGAGACCACAGCCUACCCCAUCUGGAACGUGCCAUUCCCGGCUCUCACUCUCUGCAACAACAACAAGGUGUAUGGGCCAGCUGCGGAUCGCUUUAUAGAAAAUCUGACGCGGGCGACUGGUGUGAGUCGGGCAGACGCCCUGGUGGCCCUGCAGCAGCUGCCGCAUUUGGUGAAUCCAGUGACGCCUAAGGGAGGCCGGCGGGCGGUGCGAGAGGCCGCCGCCUUGCUCUCUGGCUAUCCCGCAGACGCGCUCAUGCGAGAGCUGAUGCAGCCGUGCGAGAAGCUGGUGGUGCGCUGCGAGUGGAACGGGCAGCCGCGGCGCUGCGCUGACCUCGUGCACGCGGUGCCCUCCAUGGAGGGCUUCUGCUGCGGCUUCAACUACCGCGCUCUGCUGCCGGAACUCGACCCCUGGGUGAACCCCGCCGAGCCGAUGCUGAGGACAGCUAUGGCGGGACCCCGCUCCGGCGUGUCCCUCUUGAUGGACUGCGAGACGCAGCACUACGUGGCAUCGCUAGGCGGCUACUAUGGCGUUUCGGUGUUGGUGCACGACCCGCAGGACUACCCGGAGACGUCGGUGCAGCAGGUGCUGGCGCAGCCGGCCACGGAGGUGUCGGUGGUGCUGGACCCGCGGGCCAUUCGCAGCACCAGGGACGUCCGCCGCCUGCCGGCCGAGGCGCGCCGCUGCUGGUUCGACGACGAGGGAGAGACUGCGCACGCCCCCGCCCUGUUGCAGGUGCGCUCGCUGUCGUGGGCGGACGACUACAGCCACCAGACGUGCAUCAGCGAGUGCCGCCGGAACCUGCUGCUGGCGCUCUGCCACUGCGCACCCUUCUACUACCCCAGAGAAAAAGAAGGAAUUCGAGUUUGCGGCCUGCAGGACGCCGCUUGUAUCGAGCAUCACCAGGGAGAGUUGGCGCGCAUGCGAUUCCACACGUCAGGUGGAGGCCACGUCGGGAACGGUGGGAGAGGUCGGGAGUCGUCGGACCCAGCCGCCAGCUGCGUGUGCCUGCCCCAGUGCUCCGACAAGUUCUACUCGGCCACCGCCGAGAAGGUCGCUCUCAGCCCGCAGCUCUUCAACUCGUCCCUCGUCCUGAAAGGCCAGACGUCUCCAAACCUCACUGUCCUAAAUGCUUACUUUGGUGACAUCACCUGCAUCAAGUAUCAGAGGACUGUCUACAUGACGUGGGACAAUCUGCUUGCAACUAUCGGGGGCAUCCUGGGCCUGUGCCUGGGGGGCAGCCUGCUGAGCGUGGUGGAGCUGGCUUACUAUGCCACCCUCUUCCCGUGGCUGCGUCGCCGCCCAGCGCCGCCAACGUCGCAGAAGCUCCACGGCCGCCAUCUGAAGUCGGUGGCUCCGUGCACUUGCCGGGUGCUGCCGCCCGCUUACGGUGCUGCCAAUGGACGGCUGCCCUUCUUCUUCUAA
Molecule: messenger RNA, 1737 nt
Organism: Schistocerca cancellata (South American locust)
Lineage: Eukaryota; Metazoa; Arthropoda; Insecta; Orthoptera; Acrididae
Product: pickpocket protein 28-like
Exons: 11
Coding region: 1-1737 (578 amino acids)
Biological process (GO): sodium ion transmembrane transport
Cellular component (GO): membrane
Molecular function (GO): ligand-gated sodium channel activity
Source: RefSeq, a predicted model, not a curated record